Molecule: messenger RNA, 1623 nt
Organism: Clonostachys rhizophaga
Lineage: Eukaryota; Fungi; Ascomycota; Sordariomycetes; Hypocreales; Bionectriaceae
Source: the annotation of a GenBank genome assembly
AUGGCCUCCGAUCCCAAAGACAGGAGAGCUAGCCCGACCUCGGGUCAGAAGCUCCAGCCUUAUGAAGACACAAUCCGAGAUGAUUUAGAGAAUCAAGAAGAGAAGCUCCCUGGAGUUAUUCACAUGGAAGCUUUCAACGACCAGAUAACCCUUACAGAGAGAUACGUCCUUUUCUCUAGCAUUUUCAUCAUAGGAUAUGCUUUCGGCUUGGAUGGGCUUGUUCGGUCCACGUAUCAAGGAUACGCAACUUCUUCCUACUCUCAACAUUCGCUGCUCUCGACCAUCAACGUCAUUCGCGGAGUUAUUGCCGCGGCGGUCCAACCUUUGGUUGCUAAACUUUCUGAUCUACUCGGCCGCCUACCUUUAUUCAUUAUUGCUACGCUUUUCUACGUUGUCGGAACAGUGGUCGAAACGUGUGCCACCAGAGCAGAUCACUUUGCCGCUGGCGCCCUCUUGUACCAGAUCGGAUACACAUGCACUCUCCUGGUAUUCGAGAUAAUCAUUGCCGAUAUCACUUCAAUCCGCAGCCGAGUCUUUUUCGUCUUUGUACCAAAUAUGCCUUACCUUAUCAACGCGUGGAUAAGCGGUGAUGUAGUUGCAGCUGUGCUAAGAACCACCACUUGGCAAUGGGGCAUCGGGAUGUGGUGUAUCAUUUAUCCCAUCUGCACCAUUCCCUUCAUUGCAGUGAUGGCUAUUGUUGGACGUCGCGCUUCAAAAGAAAUUCCAGACAAGGCUAAAUCGGCACUCUCCAAGGGCCAGAACAAAUUUCAAAUGCUGGUGGAUCUCUUCUGGAAGCUUGACAUCGUGGGCAUCCUUCUUCUUACUGCAACUCUAUCUCUUACACUCAUCCCUCUCACGCUAGCUGGGGGAGAGAAACAAAAGUGGAAGACCGCCGGCAUCAUCACGCCUCUAGUUCUAGGCUUUGUCAUGGUAUUUCUUUUUGCCUCUUGGGAAUGGAAGACCGCGCAUCCAAUGAUGCCGAGAUAUCUCCUCCGGGAAAGAGGCAUUUGGGCAGCGCUUUGUGUCGCCGUCUUCAUGACCUUUUCCUGGUACACACAAGCCGACUUCCUCUAUACCGUGUUAUUAGUAGGAUUUGACUUUAGCAUUGCUGACGCCACACGCAUUGCCUCUGUCUACAACUUCUGUGCUGUGUUUGGGGGAGUAUCUCUCGGUUUGAUCAUCAGAAAGAUCCGAAGACUGAAACCCUUCAUUAUUGGAGGUAUCGGUCUCUGGACUCUGGCAUACGGUCUUCUCGUCAAAUUUCGCGGAGGCGCCAAUCCAAGUGCAAAGGCGGGCGUGAUCGCCGGCCAGGUUUUGCUAGGCUUGGCUGGCGGGUUCUUCCCGUACCCCAAUUUGGCCGCAGCUCAAGCUCUAACCAAGCAUGAGGACAUAGCAGUGAUGACCAGUAUCAUGCUCACCAUGAACAACGUUGGAAUGGCUCUCGGGAAUGCGGUUUCGGGAGCUAUCUGGACCCAGACUUUGUACGCACAACUUCAAAGAGACCUGGCUCCCAAUACCCAGCUUGCGGAGCAAGUCUACGCUUCGCCUUUAUACGUGGUUCCCAAUUUCCCUGUUGGUUCUUCCGAGCGCGCGGCUAUUAUUGAAAGCUAUCGAUACAUCUAA